This is a messenger RNA of Phlebotomus papatasi, 798 nucleotides long. It is a transcript of the gene SkpA, whose product is annotated as S-phase kinase-associated protein 1. The record is from RefSeq and is a predicted model, not a curated record. The coding region runs from base 193 to 681 and encodes 162 amino acids. The transcript is spliced from 2 exons. Lineage: Eukaryota; Metazoa; Arthropoda; Insecta; Diptera; Psychodidae. Gene Ontology annotation, biological process: SCF-dependent proteasomal ubiquitin-dependent protein catabolic process. Gene Ontology annotation, molecular function: cullin family protein binding. Gene Ontology annotation, cellular component: cytoplasm; nucleus.
UUUUUCUGCGAUUUCUCAACGAUUUUAUAAAUAAAUUUGUGAUUUUUGCAAGAAGCAAAAAGGGCUUUUUGGCGUGGAAAAAUCUCUCGAAAUUAGUAUUUGGCGGUAAGAUCUUGAGCUGCAGCGUCCACAGAAGGUGUAAAGGGAGAGAAUUGAGCUAAAAACGGGGGAAAAACAGGAAACUGAAGGAAAAUGCCCAUGAUUAAGCUGCAGUCGUCGGACGGAGAGGUGUUUGACACAGAUGUGCAGAUUGCAAAGUGCAGCGGCACCAUAAAGACAAUGCUGGAUGAUUUGGGAAUGGAUGAGGGAGAGGAUGAGAUGGUGCCUCUGCCAAAUGUCAAUUCUGCCAUCCUCAAGAAGGUCCUCCAGUGGGCCACCUACCACAAGGACGAUCCCCAGCCGGCUGAAGAUGAUGAGAACAAGGAGAAGCGCACCGAUGACAUUUCCUCCUGGGAUGCAGAUUUUCUCAAAGUCGAUCAGGGAACGCUGUUUGAGCUGAUCCUAGCAGCUAACUACCUCGACAUAAAGGGACUCCUCGAUGUCACCUGCAAGACCGUGGCAAACAUGAUCAAGGGCAAGACACCAGAGGAGAUCCGCAAGACAUUCAACAUCAAGAAUGACUUCACUCCGGCCGAAGAGGAGCAGGUUCGCAAGGAGAACGAAUGGUGCGAGGAGAAGUAAAAAAAAAGAUGACAUCCCCCAGUCUUGAAGUUUAUGUUCACCUGUUUUUGUUUCCAUCUCCCUUUCGUAUCUCAUUUCAUUGAAUUACCUCAAUAAAAAACGUGAAUUUCAAACUCA